Molecule: messenger RNA, 1300 nt
Organism: Owenia fusiformis
Lineage: Eukaryota; Metazoa; Annelida; Polychaeta; Sabellida; Oweniidae
Source: the annotation of a GenBank genome assembly
UUUGCACUCUUCAAAAUGGCGGGUCACGUUUCUGUAAAAGUUCAUCCAGUUGUUUUAUUUAGUAUUGUAGACUCAUACGAGAGGCGUAACGAAGAUGCGAGACGUGUAAUUGGGACUCUACUAGGUACAGCUGAUCGGGGCCAAGUUGAAGUAACAAAUUGUUUCACAGUACCACAUAAUGAAUCAGAAGAUGAGGUGGCAGUUGAUAUUGAGUUUGCCAGAAACAUGUAUGAGUUACACAAGAAAGUCAAUCCUGCGGAGGUCAUUGUAGGAUGGUAUUCCACAGGGCCUGGACCAGAUGUGACGGAACACUCAGUGCUGAUACAUGAGUACUAUGCCAGAGAGGCCAAGAACCCUGUACAUCUCACUGUAGAUACCUCACUGAAAGGCUCCAAAAUGGGCACCAAGGCAUAUGUUAGCACACCACUAGGUGUCCCGGGCAAAACUGUAGGUACCAUGUUCACCCCAGUACCACUAGACAUUACAAGCUAUGAGCCAGAGAGGAUAGGAGUGGACUUUCUACAGAAGAGCAAAUACAACCCUAAGCGUACUAUAAGCAUGGUGUCUGACCUCUUGCAAGUUGAGACAGCAUGUGAGCGGCUUGAGGAGAAACUAGCAAAUGUUUUACAAUACGUAGAUGAUGUACUGGCAGGAAAAAUAACCGCAGAUAACCAGAUAGGAAGAACAUUACUUGACCUUGUUAACAGCGUACCUAAAAUUGACCCUGAAGAAUUCGAAGAAAUGCUGAACUCAAAUAUGAAGGAUCUACUGAUGGUGGUUUACCUGUCAAAUCUUACACGCACACAACUGGCUCUUAGUGAAAAACUGACAACUUUAGCGCAAUAACAAACGGAUAGUUUAAUCAAGGAGUCAGAUCUCAGUUGACAUACAAUAUUAAAAACACUACCAUGAAAUAUAAUAGAUAUUCAUUAGACAUUACCAUUAAAUAGAUAUUUUCUGGACUUCAUGAAAUUGUUGAUGAUAAAACUACAAGGGGGUUCAACAUGGAGGGCUUAGUGUACCUAGUCAGCUGGGUACAUUGUAAACAGGCUUCAAAACUUAGCUGCCUGACUGACUGCCAAUGGCAACCAUUUUUCACUCUUGGCAAUGGACUGACUGAUUGCCUAUUGGGCAAUGAACUGAAUGCCAAUAUGUUAAAUUGGGCGAUCAUGUUUUCCACCUUAGUCGUGAUGGUAACUUUCCAAUUCUUAAGUUGGUGACAACUACAGCCCACACUGAAUGGUAUACUACACAAGACACCAUUGGUAUACUACACUAGAUACCACUGGUAUACUACACU